Molecule: messenger RNA, 1386 nt
Organism: Indicator indicator
Lineage: Eukaryota; Metazoa; Chordata; Aves; Piciformes; Indicatoridae
Product: betaine--homocysteine S-methyltransferase 1
Exons: 8
Coding region: 1-1218 (405 amino acids)
Molecular function (GO): betaine-homocysteine S-methyltransferase activity; zinc ion binding
Source: RefSeq, a predicted model, not a curated record
AUGCUGCCGAUCGGGAAGACCACGAAGCAGGGCAAACGGGGCAUUCUAGAGCGCUUAGACUCUGGAGAAAUUGUGAUUGGAGAUGGAGGCUUUGUCUUUGCUCUUGAAAAAAGGGGAUAUGUAAAGGCUGGGCCUUGGACUCCUGAAGCAACAGUAGAACACCCAGAAGCAGUUCGUCAACUUCACCGGGAGUUCCUUAGAGCCGGAUCCAAUGUUCUGCAGACAUUCACCUUUUAUGCCAGUGAGGACAAACUAGAGAACAGGGGCAAUUAUGUAGCUGAGAAAAUAAGCUGUCAGAAAGUGAAUGAAGCUGCUUGUGAUAUUGCAAGGGAAGUGGCUAAUGAAGGAGAUGCUUUAGUGGCUGGAGGAGUCAGUCAAACGCCAUCAUACUUAAGCUGCAAGGAUAAAGCAGAGGUUAAAGCAGUCUUUCGAAAACAGCUAGAUGUCUUUAUGAAGAAGAACGUGGACUUCCUAAUUGCAGAGUAUUUUGAACAUGUGGAAGAGGCUGUCUGGGCAGUUGAAGUCCUAAAAGAAUCUGGAAAACCAGUUGCAGCUACAAUGUGCAUUGGUCCAGAAGGAGACAUGCAUGGUGUGCCCCCUGGACAAUGUGCUGUCCAACUCGUAAAGGCUGGUGCUUCUAUUGUUGGAGUCAACUGCCAUUUUGAUCCCAAUACUUCCCUGAGAACUGUGAAACUGAUGAAAGAGGGCUUGCAGGCUGCUAAACUGAAAGCCCACCUGAUGUCCCAGCCACUUGCUUUCCAUACACCUGAUUGUGGAAAGCAGGGCUUUAUUGAUCUUCCAGAAUUUCCCUUUGGUCUGGAGCCAAGAAUUGUAACCAGAUGGGAUAUUCAAAAAUAUGCAAGAGAGGCCUACGACUUAGGAAUUCGUUACAUUGGAGGAUGCUGUGGAUUUGAGCCAUACCACGUCCGAGCAAUAGCUGAGGAGCUGGCUCCUGAAAGAGGAUUUUUUCCAGAAGCUUCUGAGAAACAUGGUAGAUGGGGGGAAAGUCUGAGCAUGCAUACCAAACCCUGGGUUAGAGCAAGGGCAAGAAAAGAAUACUGGGAGAAUCUGAAGCCUGCUUCAGGCAGGCCAUAUUGUCCUUCAAUGUCAAAGCCAGAUGGCUGGGGAGUGACCAAAGGAGGCAAGGAACUGAUGCAACAGAAAGAAGCAACAAGUGAACAACAGCUGAAAGAGCUCUUCCAGAAAAAAAAGUUCUAAUCUGCUGGAGUUGUGUAAAUGUUAGAAUGAUUUCUCUACAGACUAUCUCAUGCUUCAUGAGAAAAUCUGUGAAAAUCCUGUUGAUUUAUCAGUUAACAUGUACUGAAAGGGACAAAAUGCAGAAAAAAAAUUGUGAUUACAGUUUAAAUAUGUCAAACUUUAAUAAAA